Messenger RNA from Microtus ochrogaster (prairie vole), 4715 nucleotides. It is a transcript of the gene Arhgef18, whose product is annotated as Rho/Rac guanine nucleotide exchange factor 18. The record is from RefSeq and is a predicted model, not a curated record. NCBI's taxonomy places the organism in Eukaryota, Metazoa, Chordata, Mammalia, Rodentia, Cricetidae. Gene Ontology annotation, biological process: small GTPase-mediated signal transduction. Gene Ontology annotation, molecular function: guanyl-nucleotide exchange factor activity.
CGGCUCCUGGGAGACCGGGCGGAGGCUGCCGGAGCGACCCAGGAGCCAGCGGAGCAGAGAGCGGCCUGUGAGGGACCCUGCAGAACCUCCCUGAAGGAACACCCUCGGACCACACUCCUGUCUGAUGGCAGCAGCCCAGCUCCUUCCAGGAAUGUCGGCAUGACCGUCUCUCAGAAAGGAGGUCCCCAGCCAACAGCAAGCCCAGCCGGUUCUGGGGUACGACUUGGACCAAUCACUGGAGACAUGGAUGAAGCUGACACCGUGUUUUUAAAGUUGAAGCAGAGUACCGAUGACUCUCUGUCACUCACAUCCUCAAAUGCUGAGUCUGUUUUCAUAGAAGAUCCUUACAUUGCCUCACUGAGGAGUGAGAUCGAAUCUGAUGCCCAUGAGUUUGAGGCUGAGUCCUGGAGCCUCUCUGUGGAUUUAGCGUAUGCCAAGAAACAAAAGAAGGAGGUGGUGAAAAGACAGGAUGUCCUGUAUGAGCUGAUGCAGACAGAAGCACACCACGUGCGCACCCUCAAGAUCAUGCUGAAAGUGUACUCCAGAGCCCUGCAGGAGGAGCUGCAGUUCAGUGGCCAGGCAGUGAGCCGCCUGUUCCUAUGUGCUGAUGACCUAUUGGAAAUACACAGCCACUUCCUUGCCCGCCUCAAGGAGCGCCGGCAGGAGUUCUUGGAGGAGGGCAGCGACCGAAAUUACAUCAUCCAAAAGAUCGGGGAUGUCCUGGUCCAGCAGUUCUCAGGAGAAAGCGGAGAGAGAAUGAAGGAGAAAUACGGUGUGUUCUGUAGUGGCCACAACGACGCGGUCAGUCACUACAAGUUACUGCUGCAGCAGAGCAAGAAGUUUCAAAACUUAAUCAAGAAAAUCGGCAACUUUUCCAUUGUGCGACGGCUGGGAGUUCAGGAGUGUAUCCUUCUGGUCACACAGCGCAUAACCAAGUACCCAGUACUGGUGGAGCGUAUCAUCCAGAACACGGAAGCUGGCACUGAGGACCACAAAGACCUGAGCCAGGCCCUGAACCUCAUCAAAGACAUCAUCUCACAAGUGGAUGCCAAAGUCAGUGAGUAUGAGAAGGACCAGCGCCUCAGGGAGAUCGCAGGCAAGGUGGACUUGAAGUCAUCCAGCAAACUCAAGAAUGGGCUUACCUUCCGCAAGGAGGACAUGCUGCGGCGCCAGCUCCACCUAGAGGGCACCUUGUGCUGGAAGUCCACAUCAGGACGCUUGAAAGAUGUCCUCGCUGUCCUGUUGACUGACGUGCUUCUGCUGCUGCAGGAAAAGGAUCAGAAAUACGUCUUUGCUUCUGUGGACUCAAAGCCGCCCAUCAUCUCUCUGCAAAAGCUAAUUGUGAGAGAAGUGGCCAACGAGGAGAAGGCCAUGUUUCUGAUCAGUGCCUCCAUGCAAGGACCGGAGAUGUAUGAGAUCUAUACCAAUUCUAAAGAAGACAGGAACACCUGGAUGGCUCACAUCCGCAGAGCCGUGGAGAGCUGUCCAGAUAAGGAGGAGGGCUCCUCCAUCGAGCCUGAAGAGAGGAGGAUGAGUGAAGCCUUCACCCUGAGACUCCGGGACUUUCAAGAACGACUGAGCCUGAAAGACCAGCUGAUCGCACAGAGCCUUCAGGAGAAGCAGCAGAUCUACCUGGAGAUGGCAGAGCUGAGUGGGCUGGAUGAGUCAGCCCAGUGCCGAGGCCUCUUCCGAGGAGGCGGGGACCCCUCUGAGACCCUACGGGGGGAGCAGAUUCUCAGAUUAGCCAUGAGCGAGAUUGAGGGCAUCCAAAGCCUGAUUUGCCGGCGGCUGGGCAGCACCAGUGGCCAAGUGGAGGAAGGAGGUGUCUCUGCAGGCCUGCCUCGGAGGGCUGAGACCUUCGGGGGCUAUGACAAUGUGGGCAGCCCCAGCAAGAAUGGCAGCUUUAAAAAGAAGAUGUGCAACAACGACCUCGGGCCCCAAGACUGGCAGGGGCCUGCUAGUGGCCCAGAUUCCAGAUCCUGUGACGGCAACACCCCCGGUGGCUGUGAGGAAUCACCACAGGCGGUGGAGAUGCCUAGCACAGAGAGCAGCUCAUGUCUGCCCACUGUCCUGGAGUCAGAGCUGGUCCACCGGGUCCAGACACUGUCGCAGCUUCUUCUUAGUCUCCAGGCAGUUAUCGCUCAACAAGACAGCUAUGUGGAGAUGCAGCGAGUGGCCAUCCAGGAGCGUGAGAAGCAGUUCCGACUGCAAUCAACACGCGGGAACCUGCUGCUAGAGCAAGAGCGGCAGCGCAACUUCGAGAAGCAGCGUGAGGAGCGUGCUAGUGUUGAAAAGCUGCAGAGCCAGCUGCGCCAGGAGCAGCAGCGGUGGGAGCGGGAACAUGCACGAUUGCAGGAGAGGGAGGAUGAGGCACGCCAGCUCCGCCAGCAACUGGACCAGGAGCGCAUGGAGCUGGAACAGCAGCGCCAGGCCUACCAGCACGACCUGGAGCGUCUACGCGAGGCCCAGCGCGCAGUGGACCGUGAACGUGAGCGCCUGGAGCUGCUGCGCAGGUUCAAGAAGCAGAACACCAUACCAGGGGCACUACCCCCAGAGGUGUUGGCAGAGGCCCAACCCACAAGCCACCCUCCCAGUUUCAAUGGGGAUGGACUAGAGGGGCGCUUAGCCCUAGCCAAAGCACCAGGGACCCAAGGGAGCAUGCUGCUGUCUGGCACAGGACCUGAGUACAUAGAGCGACCUGAGGUGGCCCGCUGGAAUAGUACCACUGCUGAGAGCCGGUCAGCCAAGAGUGAUGUGCCCAUCCAGCUGCUCAGUGCCACCAACCAGAUUCAGAGGCAGACAGCUGUGCAGCAGCAGAUCCCUACCAAGCUAGCUGCCUCCACCAAGGGUGGCAAAGAUAAGAGCAGCAAGAGCAGGGGUUCCCAGCGUUGGGAGAGCUCAGCAUCCUUCGACCUGAAGCAGCAGCUGCUUCUCAACAAGUUAAUAAGCAAGGAUGACAAUUCGUCACGAAACCGCCGGUCACUGAGUCCCAUCCUGACUACCCCCCAUGGAUCUGCACCUGCCCCAGAUCUCUGCUUCCCAGCCCCAAGCCCAAUCCCAAGCCCGGCCCCAGCUGCCACGCCCCCUGAGGUCUUCAAGUCUGGAGGCGUGCCUCUGCCACCUGCAUCCCCAGCUUCCUCACUGCCAACCACACCACUCACUGCCAAAGAUGAAGCUGGCAAGGAAGAUGUCAUCUUCUUCUGAGGGGGCCAUGGCCCCAAGAGCAGACCCUUUUCUGUCCUGAUAACCCUUUGUCUCUGGGGACCCCAUGGGUGACUGUUACUGUCCAGCCAUCCCCUUCCCCUGCCUGAGCACACACCAGGCACUUGCUCACCUGUUGGUGUCUUGGGUCUCACAGCUCUCUGUAGAAUUAGUGGUAAAGCCUGGGUAGCCUCUUAAACCUUUUUAUAUAUGCAUGUGCAAACAAAGUUCUUUUAAACUGAAGGUUGAACUCCAGCUAAACCACAGAGCUGUUGUAAACCAGAGGUAGCAGCACAAAGGUGGGAGGCCAGGAGAAAAAGACAGGUGGGGCUAAGACGACACUGCUCCAGAGGCAGGUUCCACAACACCCAGAAGGCACUAGAAUCACCCAGAGUCCAGUGCAUCGCCCUUUCCAAAGCAGCAGUUGAUGCUGGUCACAGAGAGACUUGAUCAGUAAGUGAACUGGGCAAUGGCAGAGGGCCACAUGAUUGGGGAGGUUUGGGCAGCCCAUGGGUCUGUGGGUUCACAAAUCAGUCUGAAGAGGGCUACCAACUGUCACUCCUUGUAGUAGUUGGGGGUUUUCCCAGUUCUGCCUCUGGAGGAGCACCUGCCGUGUCCUCAUACCCACCCAUCUGAGACACAGAACCCUGGGUUCAGCAGAGCAACACAUACCCCAGACAGUGUUUGGUCCCUGUGAGAUGAGCAGAUUUUCCCUAUUUUCUCCAGUGUCCUGCCAGAGAGGCAGGAGUCUGGUCAGCAGCUGGUCUGGUCUGGUCUUCUCCCCAGGGCUGGGCACCCAUAGGCUCAGGAGGUGACUGGGUGUGGUGACCAAGAAUCCUACAGCUGGUGGACAACAGGGUGCUGAAAGUGGUGGUGUCUAAUGACUCCAGCGCUCCAGAAGUGGUGUGGGGCCCCUUGUCCGUCUGUCUUGUAUCCAGAGUGUGUCUCCAUUUACCAGACCUCAUCCGUGCCAUGUUGCUAAUCAGUGUUUUGUGGGGGGUUUUUUUUGUGCGUGUUUUUUUGUACUGAGAUAUCAGAGCACUUUAGGAAAGCUGACCUUUAAGUUCCCACUCUCUGAAGAGAACAUUCCAGGACCCCACCCAAGUUGCGUGGGCUCACCAUCAGUUCAUAUGCCCUGAUCCCACCCCAGACACUAUGAUGUUUUGGACUUAGAAGUUCAAAUGAUUUCCCCUUGGCCCUGAGUAGGAUUUACACAUCCCUGCCAGGUGGCCAGGUGUUAUCUCACUGUGUUCUGCACACCGUAGAACAGUGGUAUCAGUGUACCUGUCACCAGCAACCAUGGGUUCCUCCUUAGUGGGUCUCAUUUGUAAAGCUGGUGAGCCAGCAGCAUUCCCAACUCUGAGACUGAGUGGCAUCCCUUGUCAAUUGUGACCAUGAUCUUUGUCCACCCUGUGAUUAUUUCCACGGUGAUAGCAGAGCAUCCUAGCCACAGGGUAUUCUGCAAUCACCCUAGAACUUAUGACCAGAUUCUAGCAAUAAAAGCAUCCAAAGGC